This is a messenger RNA of Schizosaccharomyces osmophilus, 1494 nucleotides long. RefSeq names its product glycerophosphodiester transporter. The coding region runs from base 1 to 1494 and encodes 497 amino acids. Gene Ontology annotation, cellular component: plasma membrane. Lineage: Eukaryota; Fungi; Ascomycota; Schizosaccharomycetes; Schizosaccharomycetales; Schizosaccharomycetaceae. Gene Ontology annotation, molecular function: carboxylic acid transmembrane transporter activity. The record is from RefSeq and is a predicted model, not a curated record. Gene Ontology annotation, biological process: transmembrane transport; carboxylic acid transport. The transcript has a single exon.
AUGUCGGAGACAAAAAAGUCGGAAACCUCGAAUGAAGAUACUUUUAUUGGUAUACAAGUUCCACCAAAUGCAAAGUCUAAAAAGUCCUUUGAUUCAUCGGUGGAUUUCAUCGACGUUACAAAAGAAGCAGACAACCAACCGCCCGAAGUAAAGCCCUAUAAAACGUGGAAACAAUACUUGGAAGUAGCGGUUUGUGGUAGCUCUCUCUUAUCAGAUGGAUACUGUCUCAGCAGUAUCGGUAUGGUGAUUACUAUUCUUAAAAAGUUGUACCCAAAGGAAAGCAAAGAGCAUCACAACAUCAAGCAUAUUAGCACAGGUUCAUACAUCGGCACGAUUGUCGGUCAACUAUUCUUUGGAGUCUUCUCCGAUGUACUUGGACGUAAAGCUGGCAUGAUUACAUCCACUGUUAUAUUAAUUAUUGCUACUGCUCUUUGUGCAGGAGCGUAUGGUUAUCACGGAAGUAUUAACGGCAUGAUGCAAGCGAUGAUCGCAUAUCGCUUUUUCUUGGGAAUCGGGGUUGGUGCUGAAUUUGUUUGUGGUUCCAUCUCGGCUUCGGAAAGUUCUGCUGAAAUUCGUUCUGGUAUCCGCCAUGCCAUCUUUGUCAUUGUAACGGACACUGCUACUGUUGUUGGACAUGUCUUGGGAGCUUUGGUACCUUAUAUUUUGGCAUGUAUAUUCGGUCAAGAGCAUUUAAGGAUCGUUUGGAGACUUUCGAUCGGUUUUGGUGUUAUUCUCCCGAUUGUUUUUUUGAUUCUUCGACUUCGCAUGAAAGAAGUUAAAGCCUAUACCAUUCAUCGAGUAUCGAUUAGAAAAGUCCCAUGGCUUUCCGUUGCCAAAAUGUAUGGACCACGACUAUGUUUGACUUCGAUCAUCUGGUUUGCAAAUGAUUUGAUUGUGUGUGCAUUUUCUCUUUACUCAAGCUCGAUUAUUAAGAGCUUAUUGCCCAGUGAUGCUUCCAUAGCAAGAACAUUUGGAUGGACAGUACUGAUUCAAGCAUUCAGCGUACCUGGGUCAUUGCUUGGUGCAUACUUCAGUGAUGUGAUUGGGCCAAAGUACUGCCUUAUUGUAGGCAUGGUAUUGCAAGGGACUGUUGGGUUUUUCAUGUCUGGAUUCUAUCCGCAACUGAUUCGAAAAAUAGCAGGCUUUUGCGUCCUUUAUGGAGUCUUUCUAAGUUUAAGUGAAUUUGGUGUUUUAAGUAACAUUAGGCUUCUAUCAGCAAAGACUUCGCCUACUCCUAUCAGAGGUCUCUACUGUGGGAUUGCAGUGACAGCUGCAAGAUGUGGAGCUAUAGCAGGCAUUUAUGUGUUUGGAGGUGAUCAAUUGCAGAAGUAUUUUUAUGUUGCUAGUGGGAUUUAUUUCUUUAUUGCUUUUCUUUCCUUUUUUCUUCCAAAUGUUGGACAAUCCUGUGUUGAGACAGAAAACGACCGAUUUUUGGAAUGUUGUGUACUUGAAGGAAUUGACCCGAAAUCGUUACGCGACAAUCCUGAUUUUUAA